Messenger RNA from Chlorella variabilis, 672 nucleotides. RefSeq lists its product as hypothetical. The record is from RefSeq and is a predicted model, not a curated record. Bases 1 to 672 code for a protein of 223 amino acids. Gene Ontology annotation, molecular function: recombinase activator activity; double-stranded DNA binding. NCBI's taxonomy places the organism in Eukaryota, Viridiplantae, Chlorophyta, Trebouxiophyceae, Chlorellales, Chlorellaceae. Gene Ontology annotation, biological process: homologous chromosome pairing at meiosis; meiotic joint molecule formation; meiotic strand invasion involved in reciprocal meiotic recombination. Gene Ontology annotation, cellular component: condensed nuclear chromosome; DNA recombinase auxiliary factor complex. The transcript is spliced from 6 exons.
AUGGCCGAGGACCAGGUCCUGCAGCUGGUCAAGGGCCAGAACCGGCCCUACAAUGGCGUGGCCGACAUGCUGGCCACCAAGGGAGUGAAGAAGGUGGCGGCAGAGCGGGCGCUGGAGGCGCUGGUGGCACAGAACAAGCUGGUUCGCAAGGAGUUUGGCAAGCAGAAGCUCUACAUACCCAGCCAGGAGGGGCUGGCGGCGCUGACCCCGCAGGAGGCGGCGGCCAAGCAGGCGCGCCUGGCGGAGCUGCAAGCGGCGUGCCGGGCGGAGGAGGAGGCGGUGGCAGCGCUGCGCAAAGAGGUGGCGGCCGCCAGAUCUGUGCUGACUGCGGAGCAGAUGCGGGAGCAGAUAGGGCAGCUGGGUGCGCAGAGCAAGCAGCAGGGGGAGAAGCUGGCGCGGCUGCGGGGCGCCGGCGCGCGCCUCGUGUCGGCGGCAGAGGUGCAGAAGGCGGAGCGGACGCUGGGGGAGCUUCAUGACGCCUGGGCCCGCCACCGCAGGCAGUUCCGGGCCGUGUGGGACUGCGUGUCCGAGGGGCUGGAGGGCAAGGAGGAGGCGCUGUUUGAGGAGAUGGGCGUGGAGAGCGACAGAGCGGUGGGGGCGGACUUUGAGGGGUGCCGCGCGCUGGCGCAGCCGCUCAAGAAGGCGCGGGUGGUGCUGGCACCGCGCCAGUGA